This is a messenger RNA of Aspergillus nidulans FGSC A4, 1504 nucleotides long. RefSeq names its product DNA-directed RNA polymerase I subunit RPA49. Bases 20 to 1504 code for a protein of 494 amino acids. The record is from RefSeq and is a predicted model, not a curated record. NCBI's taxonomy places the organism in Eukaryota, Fungi, Ascomycota, Eurotiomycetes, Eurotiales, Aspergillaceae. Gene Ontology annotation, molecular function: DNA binding. The transcript has 3 exons. Gene Ontology annotation, biological process: DNA-templated transcription. Gene Ontology annotation, cellular component: nucleolus.
CUUGACAUAUAUACCUACAAUGGCCUCAGACAAGGCCGAAAAAAAGCGCAAGCGUGCAUCAGAUCGCCAUGAACGCCCUACCAAGAAGCCGGCGCUGGAUUUGCAAAGCUUGCCUCCACUAUCCGCAAGUCUCAUAGACGACGACAGCGAGCUCGCUCCUGUACUGAUCAACACGCCCGGGGUCACGUCGUUGCCCAACAUCCGUUUGAACCCGUACUUGAAAACCCGUAGCCAUGGUGCUUCCCACCAUGCGGGCAACGAUGGAAUCGCCUCGACAGAAUUACUGCUGCAGUCCUCAGAACACCCGAAAUUAGACUUUGUCGGCCGUGAAGCGAAUGAGGAUGCGGAUUCUCAGUUGAAACAUUACGUUGCUGUUGUAGACCCCGCGAGCAAAACGUGGGAGUUUGUUGAGGUUAGACGGAUAACCCUUCGCGGCGCAGUUAGGCGGGCUGCUGAGGAGGACGAAGAGGAGGAGAGCGAGGACGAGGAGAUGAAGACAAUGCGCGAACAAAGAACGGACCUUACGUACACAUUCGGCACCAAAAAAUCACGCAAGGCGACCCAAUCCAUGGCCGAAAAUGCGCAGCUUUCGAAUGCCCCUUCGGGCGCCGCAACAGCAGCUGAAUCCGCCCUCUUGGAAUCUAUGCCCGCUGAGUCCGCUCUCGACAUUGCUGCCAAAUCCGCCGCUGUCCAGGCCGAAGUCCAAGCCGCAAAGCCCCUACCCCAGGCGAACCUCGAUGCAAAACAUCCGUCGGAAGUAUACCCUCUCGAAACACUCAUCCCCAAUGGCAAAGCUACCCUCCGCCAACUGCCCAUCAAGGAAUGGCAAGACACGAUCUCCGCGGGGCUCACAGUCGCCACAACAUCACGAUACGUUUCGUCGCGAAUCGAUGACAUUGUCGAAUCUGGGAACACGACACACCUCCAGAUUUUGCGCUUCGUGCUUGUCCUCCUCGAGCUGGCUCGUGCUCUGCGCUCCGGCAAGGGUCGCGGCAACAAGCGCCUUCCGAGUCGCGACGACCUCCGCCGCAUUCUCUCUGGAGGUUCGAAAUCCUCCUCCGACAACAGCACAGACGACCUCUCCUCUUCCCAAUCCACAAUCUCAGACCCGAUUAUCGACGGCAUCCGUCGGAAAUUUGCGCCCAGCGGCUCAACCGUUUCCAAGAACGAUAUCACACUUCUUGAAACUACUAUAUGUGCGCUGACGCUCCAUCUUCCGCCUCAGCCUGUUAAGGAUGGUAUCCCCACGCCUAACGGUGGUAAUGCGCCCAAUGAGAUGGCGACGGAUCCUUCGGACCUACGUGAUGAUCUGCAGCUCGAUAAUGCGAAGAUCACGCAGUAUUUCAGGGAGUUGGGAUGUCGGGUUGAUAAGCCAAGGGAGACGGAAUUUGCGAAAUUCGGUAUUCGGGGUGGGAAGGCCGAGGCUGCCACGAGGAGGGUUGCGCGUCUGAGGAUUCCCGUCGAGUUUCCCAAAGUUAGUCGGGCUGGGGGGAGUAGGAGGUAG